AUGCCUUCAAUUGUUCCGAUCCGCGAUGCUCCUGCGCAUCAACAAAACUCCUCUGGCGUCAUCAAGUUCACCAACUGCUUGCUGGUAAAAGGCGAUGCUUUGGUCAACGAAGAUCUCUGGGUGAGCAGUACCAGCGGUAAGAUACUGAACGGACAAGAAAUACUCUACGAACACCGCACCGCCCCCGAAGAGAUUGUCGACCUAGGCGGCCGCAUCCUCUCACCCGGUUUCAUCGACACCCAACUCAACGGCGCCUAUGGCUUCGACUUCUCCGUCAUCCCAGAAGAAGGCCCAUCAGCAUACGUCAAAGGGGUCCACCGAGUGAACCGAAGUCUGGUAGCAACAGGAGUAACAUCCUACCUACCAACCCUCACCUCCCAACUACCCUCCGUAUACCAAACCGCCCUCCCCUUCCUAGGCCCCUCAGGCGCCACCCGAGAUGCAACCUACGGCUCCGAGUCCCUCGGCGCCCACUGCGAAGGCCCCUUCCUCAGCCCCACCAAAAACGGCAUCCAUAACACCACCGUCCUCCUCGAACCCACGCACGGCAUCUCCUCCCUGGAAGCCUGCUACGGCCCCUCGAACCUGCACUCCCCCUCGCCCAUCUCCCUCAUCACCCUCGCCCCCGAGCUCCCCGGCGCCCUAGCCACCAUCCCCCCCCUCGCCGCCCGCGGCAUCGCCGUCUCAAUCGGCCACUCGGAAGCCACCUACGAAGAAGCAAAGGCCAGCAUCCGCUCCGGCGCAAGCAUGAUAACCCACCUCUUCAACGCCAUGCGACCGCUACACCACCGUAACCCCGGUAUCUUCGGUCUACUAGGUACCCCGUCGUCCACGAUACAGAAACCCUUCUUCGGUAUCAUAGCAGAUGGCAUCCAUCUACACCCCACAUCCAUCAAAAUCGCAUACAACGCCCACCCCGACGGCCUCAUCCUCGUCACCGAUGCUAUGCGUCUGGCGGGUAUGCCAGAUGGCACGUAUGACUGGACAAACGGGUCGCGCAUUGUUAAGCAAGGUCCCCUGCUUACGCUGGAGGAGAACGGCAAGAUUGCAGGAAGUAGUAUACAGCUUGUGGAUUGUGUGACGAACUUUUUGAAUUGGACGGGCGCGAGUGUACCGGAGGCUAUCAAGGCGGUUACCGAGACGCCGGCGAGGAUGUUGGGGUUGCAGGGUGUCAAGGGGUCGUUGAGGGAGGGCGCGGAUGCGGAUUUGGUGGUGCUGGAUUUGCGGGAUGGGGCGGAGGGGGAGAGGAGGGUUGUGGUGGAUGAGGUGUGGAAGUUUGGGGUUAAGGUUUUUGCGGGGGAGAAGGAUGUAUGA
Pyrenophora tritici-repentis Pt-1C-BFP is the source of this 1314-nucleotide messenger RNA. Its product is annotated as NagA, N-acetylglucosamine-6-phosphate deacetylase. The record is from RefSeq and is a predicted model, not a curated record. Gene Ontology annotation, molecular function: N-acetylglucosamine-6-phosphate deacetylase activity. Gene Ontology annotation, biological process: N-acetylglucosamine catabolic process. Lineage: Eukaryota; Fungi; Ascomycota; Dothideomycetes; Pleosporales; Pleosporaceae.